UGCUGGUCAACAACAGCUGCUUUACCAGAAACCAGGAGGCGUCAAAGUUGGCGAUGUGACAAUACGAGAACCGACCUGUGAGAUCUUUAAUCGUGUGAGUGAGUGUGUGUGAGUGUGUGUGUGUGCGUGUGUGUGUGCUGCUCGUCCAUGGUGCAGCUGUGAGCUGCGGCUGCCUCUGAAAGGAGCACCAUGGCAAUGUGGAUCCAGGCCCAGCAGCUCCAGGGUGAGGCGUCUCACCAGAUGCAGGCGCUGUAUGGCCAGCACUUUCCCAUCGAGGUGCGGCACUACCUGGCCCAGUGGAUUGAGACCCAGCUGUGGGAUUCUGUGGAGUUGGACAACCCAGCGGAGGAGGCCAAAGCCAAGCGCCUGCUGGACAACUUGGUGGCCGAGCUUCAGAGGAGAGCCCAACUUCAGGGAGGAGAGGACGGCUUUCUUCUCAAGAUCAAGCUGGGCCACUGUGCCAACCAGCUCAAGAGCACUUAUGACCGCUGUCCUUUGGAGCUGGUGCGCUGCAUUAAACACAUCCUGCACUCAGAGCAGAGGCUGGUUCAAGAAGCUACAAAUGCCAGCUCUGAGACUGGUGGCCAGGCAAUGGACAGCCUGUCACAGCGGCACCAACAGAUCAACCAGGCUUUUGAGGAACUUCGUUUGGCAACACAGGAGACUGAGAACGAACUGAGAAAGCUGCAGCACAGCCAGGAGUACUUCAUCAUCCAGUACCAGGAGAACCUUCGUAUCCAGGCACAGCUCAGCAACUUGUCUUCACUGCCUCCAGCCGAGCGCACCCAGCGCGAGACCACCCUACAGAGCAAGAGGGCCACUGUGGAAGCCUGGCUCACCAGAGAGGCCAGCACUCUACAGAAAUACAGGCUUGACCUGUCGGAGCAACACCAGAAGACCCUGGGCCUGUUGAGGAAGCAGCAGACUUUAAUCCUUGAUGAAGAGCUCAUCCAGUGGAAGAGGAGGCAGCAGCUGGCUGGCAACGGGGGUCCUCAUGAGGGGGGACUGGAUGUCCUCCAGUCCUGGUGUGAGAAGCUGGCUGACCUGAUCUGGCAGAACCGGCAGCAGAUCCGGCGCUGUGAGCAUCUAACCCAACAGCUCCCCCUGCCAGGCCCGAUGGAAGAGCUGCUGAGCAAGCUCAAUAGUGACAUCACUGACAUCAUCUCGGCCCUGGUUACCAGCACCUUCAUCAUUGAAAAGCAGCCACCCCAGGUGUUAAAGACUCAGACCAAGUUUGCAGCCACGGUGCGCCUCCUGGUGGGCGGAAAACUGAAUGUCCACAUGAACCCACCACAGGUCAAGGCUGUCAUUGUUAGUGAGCAGCAGGCCAAAGCUCUGCUGAAGAAUGAGAGCACACACAGUGAAAGCAGUGGAGAAAUCCUCAACAACAACUGUGUGAUGGAAUAUCACCAGGCAACUGGCACCCUCAGUGCACACUUCAGAAACAUGUCACUGAAACGGAUCAAGCGCUCUGACCGUCGAGGUGCAGAGUCUGUGACGGAGGAGAAGUUCACAGUUCUGUUUGAAUCACAGUUCAGUGUCGGGGGAAACGAACUCGUCUUCCAUGUCAAAACCUUAUCACUGCCUGUGGUCGUGAUCGUCCACGGCAGUCAGGACAACAAUGCUACAGCAACAGUCCUGUGGGACAAUGCCUUUGCUGAGCCGGGCAGGGUGCCGUUCAUCGUACCAGAAAAGGUGUUGUGGCCCCAGCUGUGCGAGGCCCUGGAUAUGAAGUACAAGGCGGAAAUGCACAGCGGGCGUGGCCUGUCAGAGGAUAACCUGGUCUUCCUGGCACAAAAGGCUUUUUCAAGCAGCAGCAACAACCCUGAGGACUACAGCAAGAUGACCAUCUCUUGGGCCCAGUUCAAUCGGGAGAGCUUACCUGGACGCAACUUCACCUUCUGGCAGUGGUUUGAUGGAGUUGUGGAGCUCAUGAAAAAACAUCUCAAGCCUCACUGGAAUGAUGGUGCCAUCCUGGGCUUUGUAAACAAGCAGCAGGCACAGGACAUGUUGUUGUCCAAACCCAACGGCACCUUCCUGCUGCGAUUCAGUGACUCUGAGAUCGGAGGCAUCACCAUCGCCUGGGUGGCUGAGAAUCCCAACAAAUCAGGAGAGAGGUUGGUCUGGAAUCUGUUACCUUACACAACCAAGGACUUCUCCAUUCGCUCUCUGGCUGAUCGCAUCAGUGACCUGAACCACCUUCUGUUUCUCUACCCUGACCAGCCCAAAGAUGAGGUUUUUGCCAAGUACUACACCCCUCCACUCUCAAAAGCAGUGGACGGAUACGUAAAACCACAGAUCAAACAAGUUGUGCCAGAAUUUACCACCCCAAACCCUGAACCCAGCGGAGCAACUCCUACAUUCAUGGAUCAGACAGCUUCUCCCUCUGUGACCCACCCCAACAACUUCAGUGUUUACCCUCCUAUUAGUGACACCAUGUUGGAUGCAGAUGGAGACUUUGACCUGGAGGACACGAUGGACGUGGCCCGUCAUGUGGAGGAACUGCUUCGCAGGCCCAUGGCCAACCAGUGGAGCAGCCAGCAGUCCUGAACCUGAAACCUGAUACUGCUGCACACCUUGAGGUCUACUCCAUCUUAUCCACUCCUAUAAUUCUCUCCGAACUGCAGCCACAUUAAGAGAAGUCAUGGGUUCAUUAGUCCCUCUGACAGAUCCACAUUACAAUUCAUAUUCAUCAUGUUUCAGCUGCCCGCUUCUAAUCAAUAUUGUCUCAGUGGAGAUGGUAAACCAUGUUUUCAAGAGUCAGCUUUAUUGGCAUUGUACAGUCGACAGGGACUGGUGUUCUCUCCGCCCAUCAUAGUUUCUCAGGACGGUCAUGAAGACCUGGUUUGGGUCAAUGGGAUUUUUAUACACUUAGUUUUUAUGUGAGCUUUGCGUACCUGAUGAGUAUCUUAAAAUUCUUUUAAAUGUUUUUCUACAGUUAACAUGGGUUUAUGUGACUGAAUGCAGAAAAAACUACUCUAUUCUCUCUUUGUCAAUAAUUAAUAAUAGUUGUAUAAUAAAUACUAUCUAUCUAGUAGUAAGUCCAUAAUAAAGUGAGACUAUGUAACUUAAGCUGAACAUCAGCCACUGUGAACACCAGCAGUAUUUACAGGAUGAUGGGAAAUAAUAUUUCCCCUCAUUUUCAAAGUUUAUCUUUAAAUCAUUUGCUUUAGAGCCACUUAGCUAAACAAGUCUAAAUCAACAACCAUGCCUCCCAUGUAGGUGCAUCGUAGUUACUGCUGUGUCAUUGGCUUUAGACAGUUUUAAACCUGUGAUGCUGGAAACUAAAUCAAGUGGUGUCCUGAACUCCAGUGUCCUUGGAAGCUGCAGUUUCAACUUCACCUGUGGUUCAGUGUGAGCCCAGCAGCUGUGUCCUGUAGAAGAAACCAUCUGAACAACAUGAGGUUUUACACAAACAUGGCUUUAACUUGCUUAUCUUGCUGUUUGCUUGUUCUAUGGUUAUGAUCAAUUUAAACACCAACCAACGCCAUUGCUUAUGUAGACUGGCCAGCGGUCACAGAGAUGGAUAAAAGCUCAGACAUUCUUUCUCCAGUAAUAUAUAUUAAAGUACAAAAAUAAUAAACAAUCAAAUAAGACAACUGUCAGCAACAUCAUCAUUUUGUAGUGUUUAAUACUGAAUGUUCAGUAGUGAUUAUAGUGAAUUUGACUCAGCAAUCAGAUUCAACCCAGAAAGCCCCUGUUUAGCUAAACCAGUUCAAACCCUUAGCUGCGCUGUUCAGAUGCUAAGAGACACAGCUUCAGUCUCUGUGUAUUUACAGUUGUCUGUAACAUACUAAAAUAAAAGAGUAAACGCGUAACAGUAGUUCAAGUUGUAAAAACGUCAUACAGACGUUUCAAGACUUUUGUAUUACCCUCUCUAAUUCUAUGUAUGUAUAAAUAUAUGUUGUCAGAAUGGAACCUUCGGUGUAUGGUACUGUGUGAUAAGCUUCGUCGGUGGAUUCUAUAGGGAAAUGAUUACACCUCACACUCUAUAAUAUGCCAUCAUACUUUUUGUCUGCCCGGAUAAUCAGAGGGCAGCUCAGGACUGCAAAUAACAGUUUCUAUUAUAUUUUAAAUGUUUUCAUCAUCUACUAAUUCAUUUAAUGGUUUUGUUCACAAAGUGUUUAAACAUUUGGAAAAAAAUCUCAAUUAUUUACCCUCAGAUAUCCAAAGCCCAAAGUUAUAUCUUUGAAUUGCUCGGUUUUCUGACCACCUGUCCACAAUUCAUACAUAACAAUGACAGUUCUGAUCGUGUGUGCAGCUUUGCUUCUGAAACCAGAGAACAAUUAUCCCACCCACCUCAGCUGCACUUUGUCCAUUCUGCUCAUUAUGAUGAUGGUGAUGUUAAUCUUUUUCUAGCUUCUCUGUUAUCCUGAAAUAACCUUUAGUAAACAUUUCUGUGGAGAUUCACUGCUCCAUAGAUCUCUCUGUGCCUUUUGGAUUGGCAGGACACCACUGUCCGUCAGUACAUUUGAAAGCCAUUGUCCAUAGCACUGUACUACUACCAGCAUCCAAGGAAAAUCUCUCAUAGAACACAACUCACCCAUAAUGAAGUUAACGCGGCAAACCUCAGGAAAGUCACUGUGGGGGGGAAAGGCAAUUGUGUCCAAAUCAGCCAAAUGAUUUGAGUGUAGAUGGGGAUACUAUGUAACUCUUGUGCUGCCUUUACCUCUUAUAAUUAUUGUGAAAUAAAAGCUGAAACACAAAACGUUUUAUUUUUACCAAUGCAGUAGUUCACCUUUUCGUCCUUGAAUCAACCAAAUGUGUGUAUCCAGCUCACUGCUGCUGUGUUGUCCGCUGGCUUCUGUACAAUCUGCCUCAAGUACUUCCACAUUGUGCUACACUUUGCUGGAAGUUUGGUGUUUGGAUUUGACUUGGAAAUAAAACACAUUUUUUAAUUAA
Molecule: messenger RNA, 4902 nt
Organism: Limanda limanda (common dab)
Lineage: Eukaryota; Metazoa; Chordata; Actinopteri; Pleuronectiformes; Pleuronectidae
Product: signal transducer and activator of transcription 5B-like
Exons: 19
Coding region: 190-2550 (786 amino acids)
Biological process (GO): cytokine-mediated signaling pathway; defense response; growth hormone receptor signaling pathway via JAK-STAT
Molecular function (GO): DNA-binding transcription factor activity, RNA polymerase II-specific; RNA polymerase II cis-regulatory region sequence-specific DNA binding
Source: RefSeq, a predicted model, not a curated record